UAUUUUGUGUAAAUAAUCAUAGAAGGCUAAAUGAACAAGAAAAUAUUGACAUUUGAGAAGAUCUUUUUUUAGAUCAACAUCAACGUGUAUAUAUUUUAUCGGAACAUAAACACAUAAAAACGAAGCAAACAUUUUUAAUAAGAGUCCCUUAAAUUUUGUAAUUAAGGGAUUGUUACCAUAAUAUAUGCAUUUUUUUGUGGGACAAUUUAAAAUGAAAAAAUAAAAUUCUGUUCUCUGGUGGACAAACUAUAUAAUGGCGACACUGUUUCGUAAUUCACAUGUAUGUCAGUUUAAUGUUAUUAGACUCUGUCUUCAAAUCAUAUUUGUCUUUUGAAGCAAGAGAAAAAAACUAGCACACUGUCAUAAUUGUGUCAUUCCUUGACAUGUUAAAUAAAUACUAAAAAAACAAUUAUAAUCUAAAGUAUAAAUAAUGAGUCAUAAUACAUCACUGACAGCCAGGCUUAGACCAGGAAAUUUCUUUAUUGUAUUAUUAAAACAACAACAAUUGGUAUUUCCAUUGUUUUGACAGCCACCUGUCACACUGUUAUAACACUAUGAUAAUCAUUAUGACAACAUCACCUGUUUUGUGAAUUGUUUGUGUGUGUGGUGGUGUGCUUGGAUGGGAGGACAGAUAAACAUUCACCACUACACCACAUUACAGUGAUCACACUGAUAGUUCUGGUGACAAACUUCAAUUGGCAAUAUGAACCAAUAUUGAACCUCAAUUGUAACCUCGACAUUGACAUUUUUGGGAAUAAUGCCUGUAUGAAGUAGAUGAAAAACAGGAGUGAGAGGAAAUAUUUGAGAGAAAGCAAAGUGACACAGUGUUCCUUGGGCAGAUUUUGAACCGACGACACUGCAGUCAGCUACAUGGUACAAGACUGUCGGGAGAACAAGACACGUCAUGCUUUACAUUUUUGAACUGAUCAACAGAUUGAACAGACGACUGCAAAGAAAGGGAGGAGAAGUUGUCAAGCAGUCAAGUGAUUAAAAUAUGAAAGAACAGACGGAUGCAGCGAGGGUGUGAUGAAGUGAUUCAUGUGGAGGAGGAAUGAUGGAAAGUUGUAUUCACACACUUGGACAGCCGGGCCAGGCUGGUUUCCACUGGACCUAUUUACAAAGAGUUUCCAGCAGGCAGACCUGGCUGUCUCCUGUGGCUUUAUAGAGCUGUGCGCAGACUCUCCAGGGCUGGGCUCACCUUGUAAACAUCUCUGUUCCGCCAGCAAAGGAGAGAAGGGGAGAAACCUUCCUCGUACUCCGCAAACACAAUGUUGGCCGUGGCUAAAUACGUCGCUCAAAUGACCAUACACUUGAACGUCACGCUGGAUGAGCACACUGGAAUGCUGUUUGCAGCCAGGGCACUUGUUGUGAAGUAAAAGUUCAGGUUUAAACUCUUUCUGUUCGUUAGCCAUGAUAUUAUGUAACACUGAGUUUUUUCAGUUUAACUUUGAAUUUUUAAUUCUCCAUAGUCUGAAAAUCGCAUCAAUAAAUGUGUGAAUAGUAAAGUAAACAUUUUUAUAUAUUGUUUAUUGGCAGAAUAUAAUUAAUUCGGCCUCCAUGUGUGUGUCUUUGUGUAUAUGUGCUCGGGACAUGAGUGACUGUCUUGUUCUCUGGCCCCAGCUUUGUCAUUUAGGUGGAAAUGUAGGUCACACACGCAGAGUGCAUCCAAAUGGCCGAGUUACUUUGGACAUUUACCUUCAAAGUGAGAACCAUGGGUUCCCUGUCUCUGGCCUGGGUGGGAGACGGAUCAGGGGUGCUGCUGGUCUUGACAACAUUUCAGGUGCCGUUGUUCAUGAUGCGUUUCGGUCAGUCUAACCUUUACAGGAGUGAAGACUACGGGAAGACGUUCAAAGAUGUGACUCACCUGAUCAACCACACCUUCAUCCAGACAGAGUUCGGCAUCGCCAUCAGUCCUGACCACUCUGGCAAAGUCAUCCUCACUGGUGAUGUGUCAGAAAUCGGGGGAUUUCGACUGUUUCGCUCACAGGACUUCGGCCUGACGUUUAUCCCAUCUGACCUGCCGUUUGAGCCCCUCAUUCAGAUGCUGUACAACCCAAGAGACUGCAACGCACUUCUGACGCUCAGUAUCACGUUGGACCUGUGGCUGUCUGAGGACUUUGGUGCCACCUGGAGGAAGAUCCAUGACAGUGUUUGUUUGGUCAGAUGGGGUCCAAAGAACAGUAUCUACUUUACAAGAAACAACAAUGGAUCAUGUAAUGAAAAAGGAAUGUUGGAGUUAAGGAAAACGGCAGACUAUGGUAGAAGUUUCCGGACGAUUGCAACAAGAGUUUACUCUUUUGUGCUAGGAGGGCGCUUUGUUUUCGCUUCCAUCAUGACUGGCACGGGUACAGAGCGUAUGAUCCACGUGUCAGUGGACGGAGGCGAGGUGUGGAACAUGGCUCAGCUUCCUAAAGUCAACCAUGAGCAGUUCUACUCCAUCCUGGCAGCCACUCAGGACAUGAUAUUCAUGCAUGUGGAUGACCCUGAAGACUCUGGGGUUGGAACCAUCUAUGUGUCAGAUGACAGAGGAACCGUGUUUUCCAAGUCUCUGGAGCGUCAUCUCUACACUACCACAGGAAGUGACACUGACUUUACCGCCGUUAGUUCCCUCAGGGGCGUCUACAUGACCAGCAUACUCACAGAGGAUGGUGCCGUGGAAACAGUGAUCACCUUUGACCAAGGAGCAAAGUGGCAGACGCUGCGCAGACCACAAAACAGCCAUUGUGACACUGAGACCUCUACUAACAGGCCUAACAGAUGCAGACUUCACAUCCAUGCCUCCUACAGCACCACCAUGAAGAUGAACGUCCCCAUGCUGCCUCUUUCACAGCCCAGUGCUGUGGGCCUCAUUCUUGCCCAUGGCAGUAUUGGAGACGCAGAGUCAUCUCUCUCACCUGACGUGUAUGUGUCUGAUGACGGGGGCUACUCGUGGCUGUUGGCCCUCAGGGGCCCUCAUCACUAUGCUAUAAUGGACUCUGGAGGCCUGCUGGUGGCUGUGGAGCACACCAACUCACCUGUUAAUCAGAUCCAAUUUUCUACAGAUGAAGGGCAGUGCUGGCAUACCUAUAACUUCACCAGCGACCCCUUUCACUUCAGCGGUAUGGACAGUGAGCCCGGCUCGCGCUCCAUGAACGUCAGCCUGUGGGGCUACAGGAAUGACUUCAGUAAAUGGGUGGUGAUCACUGUAGACUUCAGGAAACUCCUCACCAGAGAUUGCAACGAAGGGGACUAUGUGCAGUGGCUGGCUCACUCAGCAGACCCUAGUGGAUCUAGUGAUGGCUGUGUGCUGGGCUAUAAAGAGACCUUCUUACGCCUGAGGAAAGACUCUGUCUGCUGGAAUGGCAGGGACUAUGCUGUCACCAAGCAGCUGUCCCCCUGUCCAUGUACAGUAGAUGAUUAUCACUGUGACUUUGGAUACUACCGGCCAGAGAACAGCUCGGAUUGUGUGGAGCAGAAGGAGUUGAAGGGCCGUCCUCUGGAGUUCUGUUUAAAUGGGACCACCGAACAGCUACAGACCAAUGGCUACCGGAAGAUUCCAGGAGACCGGUGUGAGGGUGGUUUCCAGCCAGACAGGAAGGAGACUGACCUGAAGAGGAUGUGCACCAGCAACGCCCUUCAUCCAAAUUCUCUGACUGAAACCGGUUCAACAAACACUGCUGUCAUAGUGAUGGUUGUCAUAGCAAUCCUGCUGACGAGUGCCGUAGCAGGCGUUUGGCUAGUGAAGAAAUACGUCUGUGGAGGACGGUUCCUUGUGCACCGAUAUUCUGUUAUGAGGGAAAAUGUUGAGGCUAAUAAAAUAGAAGGAGUCGAUGAUAUUGACACCCACUACUUGGAGACAGGAAAAACGCAGUACAACGAAGAUUCAGAUCAGGACCUCUUAGAAUAAGGUGGAGAUUUCGCCCCACUCCAAGGCUCCUCAAGACUAAAUUUAACACAGUCUAUCCUGAUGCCUGGGCACUCCUGUUGCUCCCACAUGCUGAUUAACAUCUGUUUCUCAAUUCUCACUAUCCCCUGGUGGCUGGAGGACUCAACGGCAGCAGAGUGACUUCUCACAUUGCUUCCUUGUACCAGUUGAGGCUCCCACGAAAAAAAGGCAAACUGGUGAUUUGGGGAGGGGGGGACUAAACCCAGUGCAGGACAGAAGAAGGCUCUGAGGUCCCUCGAGAGCUUUUGUUGUUUCUGUCACAAAGAGUUCUGUAAAGACCAUUGAGUCUGAAUAUGUGCUCUGUAUGUUUCCUUUUAUGCUGACCUGAGAAGAGAUGGCCUUUCAUAUUUGUGAUGCACUGCAGACCCGCAAAUCAGAGGACAAGACUUUGAGAUAUCUAGGCUUCUAGACAAUGUUAUAAAAGUAUGUCAGACAACAGCCAAGCAAUAGAACAAAGAAAUAAAUCAUUAAUAUGUUAGCUCAAAGUUUAUGUCUGCUGUCAGUCAAGUAGUUAUUGUACUCUGUAAAUUUAAAACUUGCCAGAUACAGUCCUAUUGUGCAUGGUGGACCAUUUAAACAUUCAUUUUAUUAGUUUCACAAGUCACUAAAAUUGGGCAGUAGCACAUUUUUAAAGACUUCUCACUAUUCUUAUGCUUAGAAAGGAGCACUUUCCAUUUCAUUAGAAAUGACUGUGAGCAAUAGUAUGUCUUAAAAUGUUAUUUGUCACCAUUUUUGACUAGUGAUGUUUCUUGUUUUUACCAUACACAAUCUAUGUGGGUUUUUUUAACAGGUAGAAAGUUUUCAACAGAAUCCCAUCAGGCGAUGCACUUUAAAUGUUUAUCUUUCAGUGCACACUAAUUGCUUUUGUUAUGUAGCCAUAAUAACUGUUGAAUAGAUAUUGUUUUUUUUUCUUAUUUCACUUCACAUUUACUAUAAAAUGUAGGUAAUAUAUAAUAAUUAUUAAUCUAAAGGUCCACGUUUGUUUAUUAUUUUAAUUUUUCCUUCUUAGUUUAAAUUGAUAGACUGAAAAAUAAACUGAUGUGCCCACAAUAAGGAAUAACAACUCAUAGAAUGUUAUUUGGAAAACAAAAAUAGGGACUAGUUUGAAAAAAAAAGCAGUGACUCAAAUUAAAGAAAAUGUAACUUUUAGUGUGAUGACUUAACCUUUUUGACUUUUAAAUAUCUAAAUGUGAGAUAUUUAAUGAAUUAAACUGAAAUUCAAAGUGUCAUAUUGAAAAUGCAAUUCUAACUUAACUUUAAAAGUAACCACAGCAGUCACAUAAGUACAAAUACUUUUUAGAUAUUUGCCCCUAAAAAUAGAAAAGUUAUUAGUAAAAGACACAUUAGUGACUACUAGUGCUUACCUCAGAAAAACUUGUAACUGUUGUUAGCAACCAGAUAAAUGAUGCUGAUUAACAAGAAUAAUAAUAAAAGAAGUCACAAGCAAAGAAAUACUAGUCUUUAAUUUUAGUGCCUAGUGAAACUUUUGGAGUAAAUGUUGAAAGGACCUAGCAUUAUUGUGAAGAAAUAAAAUGUGCAGCUUCAUACAGUUAAUAUCUUCUACUCCCCUGUCUGUGUGGUGUAAAUGAAAGACUUGAAUUAUUGCCAAAGCACUUUUAUCGUUGAAUUUUCUUAUUUUUAAAGGUGAAACCUAACCUUAGCCCAGCAUUGUAUGAAGGUAGUGCUAAUCCAAACUCUUUACUUGAACUUUCUGAUAUUUUUACUUAACAGUAUGCACCAAUAUGUCGCUAUUGUUGUGUCUUUUUUUUUAUCAUUUGGCUGCUAUUUUCUUCACAUCAGCCAGUUCCAAUAUGCAUUUGUGUAAUGAUGUUAAUGCAGGUGCAAACAUAAUCAAGACAAGAUAAUCAAGUGGUUUUUUUUGUUGUUUUUUUUUAAAUCUGGUACUAAUAUGACACUAGAAAAAUUGUCACAGAAAUGCCAGUCAACAAUCAGCUAAACGUUGCCAGAGCAAACAUUUCCAGAAAGCUAUCAGCCAGUACUGAUAGUCUUCUGAUAUGGAUAUAUUGGUGGUGCAUCUCAAAUAAAUUGUCUCACAAAUGUUGGAAAAAAUACAAAAUAAUAAACCUGUCAGUUUGAUAUGUGUGGUGGCCACCGUCAACAACUUUAUUCCGUUCACUGAAUUGCAUCUUUUCAUCCUUUAGAUGAGAUGUUGGCUGGCUAGCAUUUCUAUAUUAACUGCAGUGUAAGAACUGUAACUUUUAACACGUGUGCAGGGCUUAUGGCCAAUUCUUGUUUUCUCUAGCAGAGGCAAUAAUAUCCCAGCGAAUAAGCUAUUGUAAUAAGCUGGCCUAGUAUAGAGGCAUAUUCUCAAGGACUGUUGGGUGGACUCUGUUAGAUAUGAGAGCAAAUUCAUAUGCUUGAUGCUUCUAUACUUACACAACUGUCAGUAAGAACAAAUCCAGCUAUUUACUUGAUUCAAUGAUUUAUUUUUGCACUGUACCUACAGAUCUGUGAAAAAAAGUUGCAUUUGUGCCUCCAUGUACAUCUCAUUUUUUGUUUAAAAAAAAAAAAUUGGGCCAUGAGUUGUGAUCUUCAUUCCAUCUUGUUUUCUCAACUGUUUGCUUGGAUAAGAGUAGGAUGAGUAUCUCUGAAUUAAACCAUUCUGUAGCACAGA
Molecule: messenger RNA, 6560 nt
Organism: Thunnus maccoyii (southern bluefin tuna)
Lineage: Eukaryota; Metazoa; Chordata; Actinopteri; Scombriformes; Scombridae
Product: sortilin-like
Exons: 20
Coding region: 1670-3886 (738 amino acids)
Biological process (GO): endocytosis; Golgi to endosome transport; vesicle organization
Cellular component (GO): Golgi apparatus; membrane
Molecular function (GO): protein binding
Source: RefSeq, a predicted model, not a curated record